AUGUUGAAAUCUUGUGGAUCAUUUUUUGAACCACAGGUUUUUUGGAACGCCCCGUUUCUUAGUGGAGGUGGCUACUGCUCGGAGGCAACGUCUCUCGUGUCUUCUCUUGAAAAGCAAGGAUUCGACGUUCACUUACAGCAAGUGAGUUUCCCCAAAUGUUUAUAUAAUCUGCAGCAUGGAGAUGGAGUGAGCCAGGGUUAUUUAUCCGCUCUUUCAUAUGAAGAUCAGUCUAUGCUGUGGAGACUGCUGAAUAAGGAUCGGGAUGAUCGGAAUCGCAUCACCAUUGAAGUGUGCCACAGCGAGCCGGGCGCCUGGAAGCCAGCUGCAUUUGACACGAGCGACUGCCCGCAGUUCUCCAAAUCCGUUUCCUAUCACGUUGGUCGAACCAUGUUUGAAACCGAUCGUCUUCCGAAGGGAUGGAAGAAGAAAAUGAAUCGAAUGGACGAAAUCUGGGUGCCUUCCGACUUCCUGAAAUCCAUCUUUGAGAGAGAGGGCGUAAAGAACGUUCGAGUGGUUGGAGAGUCUGUAAACACUCAUUUCUUCCGCCCGAUCGUGUCGGUUCGCAAAGAUGCAACGCUCCCUCUCUCCCAAGAUCCCGAAAACACAUACAAUCUCACGCGAGCCUACAUAUUCGACACUGUUUUCGAGCGCCACCCUCUCCAUGGCUAUGCUUCCACCGUUUUUCUGUCCAUUUUCAAAUGGGAGUUUCGAAAAGGGUGGGAUAUUUUGUUAAACGUUUAUUUCGACUCGUUCUCCAAGAACGAUCCUGUUUCUUUGUUUAUCAUCACGCAAGAGUAUCAUUCGGAUGGAGAUUCUGUGGAUGAUCAAGUCCAGGACUUCAUUCGCACACAUUGGGCACACAAGGCUUCCUCGCUUCCCCAUUUUAAAAUCGUUACGACGCUCGCACCGCAAUUGUUCCUUCCCUACUUUUACAACUUCGCGAGCGCUGUGGUUCUCCCAACACGAGGAGAGGGCUGGGGGCGUGUUGCGCAGGAAGCCAUGAGCUGUGGGGGUGUUGUGAUCACAACAGGAUACGGAGGUCCGCUCACCUUUCUGAAUGCGAACAACAGUUUUCCCAUUCCGGUCGGCCGAUUCACUACCAUCCAGGAGGGCCCGUUCCGAGGACAUCAGCUGGUGGAACCGGAUCGAGCAGAGUUAGCGCGAAUGAUGCGUUUGGUUGUUCAGAAUCCAGAGGAGCUGAAUGAAAUCCGGAGAGAAGCUCGCGAAUCGAUGGUGCGUCAGUACUCGGAGGAAGCGAUGGGUAAAGUUCUGGAAGCUGAAUUGCUGAGGAUCGAGAGUGUAAUUUUAGGCAGAGAAUUGGAGAAGGAACUGUAG
Molecule: messenger RNA, 1335 nt
Organism: Blastocystis hominis
Lineage: Eukaryota; Bigyra; Opalinata; Blastocystidae
Exons: 5
Coding region: 1-1335 (444 amino acids)
Molecular function (GO): glycosyltransferase activity
Source: RefSeq, a predicted model, not a curated record